AUGGAAUUGAAGUUUGAACUCCCACUUAUAAAUCAAAUAUUAGUGUGUUGUGAUGGAGCUUCAAGGGGUAAUCCAGGGUCUGCUGGUUUUGGUUUUGUUUGUAGAAACUAUGAAGGAGCUUUUCUGUAUGCAGAAGCAAGAGGUUUGGGGAUAACAACAAACUUCAUUGCAGAGUUGCUGGCAAUAAUAAGUACUGCAGAAUGGGUUAUUCAGGAGGAAGUAGAAGAUUUAACCAUCAACAUUGACUCCACAUCAGCUGUUAAAGCUUUCUUAUCAGUUGAUUCAUUGGCAAAAAGAGGAGCUGGGAUGAUAAGGGGAGAGGUACAACAGUUUUUGGUCAAGCCAUCUUUUCAUAAAGCUUUGGAAUUCCCAGGAAUAACAUACUAUAGAUUUCACUAA
Papaver somniferum (opium poppy) is the source of this 399-nucleotide messenger RNA. Its product is annotated as ribonuclease HI-like. Gene Ontology annotation, molecular function: nucleic acid binding; RNA-DNA hybrid ribonuclease activity. Lineage: Eukaryota; Viridiplantae; Streptophyta; Magnoliopsida; Ranunculales; Papaveraceae. The transcript is spliced from 2 exons. Bases 1 to 399 code for a protein of 132 amino acids. The record is from RefSeq and is a predicted model, not a curated record.